Molecule: messenger RNA, 1145 nt
Organism: Rubroshorea leprosula
Lineage: Eukaryota; Viridiplantae; Streptophyta; Magnoliopsida; Malvales; Dipterocarpaceae
Source: the annotation of a GenBank genome assembly
UCACUCACUCUCCAAUCUUUUCACUCUUCCCUUUCCCUUCCCUUUCCUUCCUUUUCAAUUCUCUCCCUUAAGAAACUCGUUUCUUUACAUUGAAUAUGGCCCUUGAAGCCCUGAAUUCUCCUACCACGGCAGCCCCUUUCGCCGAUAAAUAUAAAGAUAUGGACUCAUGGAAGAAAGGGAAGCGCUCCAAAAGGUCUCGUUCUGAUAUUUCUUCUGCAGCCUCUGAAGAAGAGUACCUUGCCUUCUGUCUCAUCAUGUUAGCUCGCGGUGGCUCUACUAAACAGGAUGAUGAUGUUUCAUCAUCGUCCCAGCCGCCGGCUCUGCCUCCACCGCCGGCUUUGAAGCUUUCUUACAAGUGUAGCGUGUGUAACAAGGCUUUUCCUUCUUACCAGGCCUUGGGUGGGCACAAGGCCAGCCACCGUAAGCCGGUGUCUGAUUCGGCCGCCGAUGGCACCGCCGCCGCUGCCUCCGCUGAUAAUUCUACGAUUACUUCGGCUGGUGGUAAGACACAUGAGUGCUCUAUCUGCCACAGGACUUUCCCAACAGGUCAGGCUCUGGGAGGGCACAAGCGCUGCCACUACGAAGGUGGGACCACCAACAGCAAGGACAACAAUAACAACAAUCAUCGGAACACCAGUUCUAUCAGUGCCAGCGUCAGCGGUGUGACGUUGUCAGAAGGCGGUGGCGGCGCCGGCGCCGCUGCUGCUGCUGUUGCCCAUAGCCAGACGGGCCAAACCCACCGUGACUUUGACUUUGAUCUGAAUAAACCGGCCUCACCGGACUUCUGCGAUGAAAACAAAGAUGGAAUACUCAGUCAAAUUUACGCCGAACAGGAGGUGGAGAGCCCCUUGCCGACGAAGAAACCCCGCUUCUUGAUUUCCAAGGAAGAGCAGAUCAUGGGUUCUUCAUUAACGAUUGUUUAAUUAAAUCCCCAACAAAUAAAAAAAAAAAAAAAAAAAAAAAGUCAGGUGUUCUUAGGGAUUUACAGUUUGGUUGAUGAAUAUUGUUCUGUACAAAGAAUUAAUUAUUAUUCAUUGUAUGUGAACGCCGGUUCCUUAGUAUUGUGGUCAACUGUGCCGGCAAUUCAUUGAUUCAUUUAUCCUAAUAUUUUACAUUGACAGUUUCCGUGUAUUUAUUGAAUUUUC